AUGGCCAAACCUGCCAACCACCGACCGUCAGUACCAAUCAUCGAGCGACAGUCCUUGUGUCUCCCAAGUGUCGAGCCCGGCGUCCCUACGCAAUAUGGGGAAGACGGUUUCGUCGAAAGCCUCGCCAGACAUUUCCCCUCUGCCGAAAACAAUGCCGUGGAGAAGUUGGUCAGGUUAAAGCGGGAAUUGAAGGACAUGGACACGGAGGAAUUUUGGGCCAGUCUUAUGGAGGGCAUGACUGAAAUCUGUCAUGCGCAAUAUGGCUUCGUCGCGAAAAGAGCAUUGGCCGACGACUACAAUUCGGCGGUGGAAAAGCCUCCACUCGGCGAGGCGGGUUCCUGUCUCCUGGGAGUGGCUUUCUAUUACAACGACGGCGACCAGCAGAAAGCUAUGCACCGCGACUACAAGUAUCUUGCAUGGGGUGCCCCUUGUGGCUUCAUGAAGCACGACAAGGUCUUCUUAAUUCCAGACCAAAUGAGCUCUUUCAUCACCCAUAACCCCAACGCACUGCCCUUCCCCGCGGAAGGCUACAUAGGCGUUCCCUUGUUUGCCGACGGCAAGUGCUUUGCCCAUUUCGGUAUGAUGUGGACGCAGGAAGGCUUGGAUCGACGAGAAACUUCCUGGAGUUAUACCGAACUCCUGCUACAUUCGUUAGAAGACAUAGUCGUUGAGCGACUCCUAAAAGGCCAGGGGUUUGCUAAACCUCGGUCGAAUAUGGCGGUCCGACCCAACCAAGUCAUUCCACGAGAAGCUAUCACGACGACAGCCCAAUCCUUGAAACCCUAUGCCAAAAACCUCUCUCACGAACUGAGAACACCAAUGCAAGGUGUGGUCGGGAUGCUGGAUGUCAUGCAUGCCACGGUGCAGGAACAGAUCGAAGGCCAUUCAAACUCAUCACUCCGCCGUGUUUUCCAGAGCUUGAGAGAGAACAUUGAGAUCGUGCAGGACAGUUCCAAGCGAGCGGUCGAAGCGGCCGACAAUGUCGUUCAUGCUUAUGACAUGAAUAUGCAGAUCCCAGACACCCCCCUGAACGAGCACGAAUCUCCUGCCACGGCGACGAUGACCACCGGAUACUUUGACUACAAACCGUCCAGACUCAUCGAAGGGAGCGACAUUCACGUCAACUCGUACAAGCGACGGCGGAGCAGUCCAACGUCGUGGCACUUCGGCAAUGCCACCAAGGUUAGGCACCUUGGACCUUCAACUCGUGCUGAUGUUUCUCCCAAGAGCCGCUCAGAGGCCUUUGUUCCGCUUCCUUCCUCAACCCCUCGAGCCACGAUGUCUGACGACCGAAUCCCACCCGUAUUCACUCCCGUGCAAGAUGGGUUUACAUCUAGCGAUCUGACUACCCCAUCGACAAAGCUGUCAGUGGAGAGUGAUGCACUUCCUACGCCUGGACUGAAACAUUGCCAAAUUCGAGAACUCAUACCCAUGGUGAUCCAUGAGGCUUUAAGAGUAGGGGGCAGGCCCGAUUCCGCUAUAGGAGAGCCCAUAGACCUGGGUGAAAGGGUCGUUGUAAGGUCACGGUCUUCGAAUGGCCACACUUCACAAAAGACAAUUGAAUGGUUCGUGGCUCAGGAUGUUCCGCAGACGCUCUUUGCAGAUGAACGUGAUUUGGCAAAGUUGAUAUCAGCCGUGUUCCUGAAUGCCGUCAAAUUUACAGAGGAUGGAUCGAUCACUCUCAGCGCUCGUCUGUCUAAAAGCCAGCGGUAUCUGGUCGUGAAUGUGAGAGACACCGGCGACGGCAUCCCCGAAGAUUUUCAGCCCGAACUGUUCAAACCAUUCUCUCGAGAAGACGAUUCUUUGACCCGGUCGAAAGAGGGUCUCGGCCUGGGACUUUUGGUUGCCAAAGGAUUGGCCCGCCGGUUGGGCGGAGACAUCACCCUCGUGAGAUCUGAAGUAUCGGGCCCAGACAGAGGGUCAGAGUUUGAAAUCAAAGUUCCCAUGGAACCCUCCGAUGCAAUGAGCCGUGCUAGUACCCCCAGAAGUCGAACGCCGGAAGCUUCGAAAAGUGUCUCCCGUCCGCCCAAGGCGAUAUCCCCGUCAGAUUCAUCCCCCCCUCAAACGGUGAUGCCUGACGAUGCCCAAGAUGUAUCUCCCAGGAAAGCGAAUAGUUCAAAGCACUCAGCAACACGUAGACACCCUAAAGAGCAUCCCGGCCCCGGUGAAUCCGGCAUGGUCUCCUCGUCCUCUACCAUCCCAUCGAAGAAGGACUCUUAUGAUAGAAACUUGGCUGAGAAGCACCCUCUUACAUUCUUGGUGGCGGAGGACAACAAGAUCAACCGAAAGCUUCUAGUCAACAUGUUGGGGAAGCUGGGAUAUAAGGAUGUGCACGAGGCUUUUGACGGCAAGGAAGCCGUGAGGAUUAUGCAGGAAAUCCAAGCAACCGGGAGGAAAGGGACUGGGACACACGAGAAGCGUCCCGGGAAAAAGGUGGACGUGAUCUUGAUGGACCUUUGGAUGCCCGAAAUGGAUGGCUACGAAGCGACCGAGCAUAUCUUGGACAUGUUUCAAAACUCUGAUGGAUCCAAUCCCGAGUACACAGUUGCACCGAUCAUCUUAGCGGUCAGUGCGGACGUUACGGAUGAAGCGAUCGAUCGGGCGACCAAAACAGGCAUGGAAGGCUUCAUGACCAAGCCAUACAAGUUGGCGGAUCUGCACAAAUUGAUUGUUGAAUUUUGCAUCAAAAGCGAUGGCGUUGUCGGAUCGGACUGA
Messenger RNA from Rhinocladiella mackenziei CBS 650.93, 2715 nucleotides. RefSeq lists its product as uncharacterized. Gene Ontology annotation, molecular function: histidine phosphotransfer kinase activity; phosphorelay sensor kinase activity. The transcript has a single exon. The record is from RefSeq and is a predicted model, not a curated record. Bases 1 to 2715 code for a protein of 904 amino acids. Gene Ontology annotation, biological process: phosphorelay signal transduction system; protein autophosphorylation. NCBI's taxonomy places the organism in Eukaryota, Fungi, Ascomycota, Eurotiomycetes, Chaetothyriales, Herpotrichiellaceae.